Messenger RNA from Podospora bellae-mahoneyi, 1338 nucleotides. RefSeq lists its product as uncharacterized. Bases 1 to 1338 code for a protein of 445 amino acids. The record is from RefSeq and is a predicted model, not a curated record. The transcript has 3 exons. Gene Ontology annotation, biological process: regulation of transcription by RNA polymerase II. Lineage: Eukaryota; Fungi; Ascomycota; Sordariomycetes; Sordariales; Podosporaceae. Gene Ontology annotation, molecular function: DNA-binding transcription activator activity, RNA polymerase II-specific; zinc ion binding.
AUGAUGCGCAGACGCCACAAGAAAUCACGCCGGGGAUGUCUGGAGUGCAAGAAGCGGCAUAUCAAGUGCGAUGAAACCCGGCCACGGUGCAUCAACUGCACGACUGUGGAGAGGGAGUGCCAGUACUCGACCCCUGGAUACCAAUCACCUUCCGAGACCUCAGGGAGUCCCGCGCCGGUAUCUCAACAGACGCCCUUCCCAGGCUCCGUCUCGACCCCUGCCUCGGUGGCGGCCUCGGACCACAGCAUGCCCGCUCCGGCUCUCUCGCCGGAGGCACCGGCACCACCUAUGCUGGACAUGCGAACUUUUCCUCACACUGGGGACAUGAACGGCAAAGUCGACAUCGUGCACAUGCAGCUGUUUUAUCACUAUGUGACCAACCACUCGGACAUCUAUCCGUUUGUCGAUUACGAUGGUGGACUGAAACGCAUCAUUGUCGAAGUUGCCCUCCAAGAGCCGUUUCUUUUGCACUCGAUCCUCGCAAUGGCAAGCCGGCAUCUGAGUAUGACCGGAACCGGCAACACGGCCUAUUACCACGACCUUGCCAUUGAGCUUCAGACGCAAGCAUUGUCUCUAUUCAACAGCUUCGAUGUCGAGUAUUUUGCCCAGUCGAUCGAGCGACGAGUGCCCGUCUUCCUGUUCUCUGCGAUCCUAGGCUUUCAUGCCUUGUGCGACAUGCUGGCGUACCAAGACGACACCUAUCCCUCCAACCUGGCCAGGCUUACAGGAUACUUUCGUCUCCAUCGAGGCAUUCUUUCAGUCAUGGAAGGCCACUGGGAAGAUCUCAAGAAGACGGAGCUUAGCAUCCUCUUUGACCACAUCGUCCCUCGUUGGUAUGAGAUCAGUGAUAAUGACGGCGGCUCGGAUUGCGACGACAUCAAACAACGAGUUCGGGAAUCCCCAGAUCUGGAUGAUGGGCAGCGGGAGGCGUUUUUCAAGGUCCUCAAGUAUCUCCAGUGGGUGUUUGAUGCCACGCCCAACUAUCGCAGCCGAGCUCAUAUGUUGUGCAGUUUUGCUGUGAUGAUUCCUAGACCCUUUGUCGAUGCUGUCGAGGUAGGCAAGCCUGAAGCGCUGGCCAUACUCGCCUACUUUUAUGUCGCCCUGCAUUUCUGUCGUGACAUCUGGCUGAUUGGAAACUCGGGCCAGUUUCUGUUGACGUCGGUUGCCAUUCACCUCAACCAGCUCGGCCCAGAGUGGUCGGCCUGGUUGGAGAAGCCAUGUCAAAUGUUGCGGGAGUCUUUGGAGGAGGACAAACUCAACACCCGGUCCUCUGCUACCAGCAUCGCCUCGGCUUCACCCCUGCCAACCUGGAGCCAUUCAGGACUCGACGAUCCAUGA